Molecule: messenger RNA, 795 nt
Organism: Pieris macdunnoughi
Lineage: Eukaryota; Metazoa; Arthropoda; Insecta; Lepidoptera; Pieridae
Source: the annotation of a GenBank genome assembly
AUGUGUGCCUUGUGUUCACUUGUGCAUGACGCCUGCAAAGACUUUGAGAAAGUUGGUGCGACAAUAGCGGUGACGCCCUGCGAUGUCGUAGAAGAAGCUGACAUCACGUUCUCGUGUGUCGCAGAUCCACAGGCAGCUAAAGAGAUGGUAUUCGGAAACUGUGGUGUGCUCCACUGCCCCACAUUGGAGGGUAAGGGGUACGUGGAGAUGACAUCCAUUGACUCUGACACAUCACACGAUAUCGUAGAAGCCAUCAGCGGGAAGGGGGGACGGUAUCUCGAAGCUCAGAUCCAAGGAUCGAAGACGCAGGCGGAAGAAGGAACCCUGAUAAUCCUGGCCGCGGGAGACCGCUCUCUCUUCGACGACUGCCAAUCCUGCUUCAAGGCCAUGAGCAAGAAUUCCUUUUAUCUUGGUAGCGAUAUAGGAAACGCGUCAAAAAUGAAUUCCGUACUGCAAGUGGUGGGUGGGGUCUCCUUAGCGGCGUUGGCUGAAGGCCUGGCUCUGGCGGACAGGGCGGGGCUCAACCAGGCCGAUUUGUUGGAUGUUCUUGCGCUCACACCUCUGGCUUCCCCUCAUUUGAUACUCAAGGGACGAGCAAUGAUAGAGUCGUCAUACUCCACGCACCAGCCCCUCAGCCACAUGCAGAAGGACCUGAAGUUGGCGCUGGGUCUCGGAGACGCGUUGGAACAAUCGCUGCCCCUCACCGCGACUACAAAUGAGAUAUUCAAACACGCGAAGAGACUUGGUUACGCCAACCACGACGUGGCAGCUGUGUACAUCCGUGCUAGGUUCUAA